CGGGUAGAGGACCGGAGAAGCGUGAGCAACCCGGGGCUCGGAGGUUGGAGCCCAGGCACCUGAGAGAGGACGUUCCCCACCACCGCUGCCUAAAGCCACUCCAGGCGAGAAUCGCUUUCCAGGGCCCCAGCGGAUAGGUUAGACUCAGUAUAAGAGAAGGGGUCUGCGGAGCGGGACAGCCUGAGGCCCGCUGCCGGGUUCCCUCCCCAGACACCCGCGGAAAGCCCGAAAGGAGGCGGAACACGGCCCAGCGGCUCGCCACGGCGGGCCCACCCCUUGCUUAGCCGCCUCGCACCCUCGCCUCACCGCACUGCUGCACUGCUGCCCUGCUGCCCGCCCUUCGCAUCACUGACCCGCCCUCUCUCCGCCCCCUCCCCUCGCCGCCCCGCCCUCUCUCUCCGCCCCUUCACCUCGCCGUCCCGCCCCCUCGCCUCACCGCCGGGCUGAAUUGCCGCCCCGCCCUCUAGCCACGCCCUCUGGCCCCUGCCUCUAGCCCCGCCUCUCGCCUCGCCGCCUCGCCGCCUCGCCGUCCCGCCGCCUUGCCACCCUGCCGCCCUGCCGCCCUGCCGCCCUGCCGCCGGUGGUCGCUGCCCGUGGUGCUCCGUCGCCCCCGCCACCUCACGUCCUCCCGUGCGUCGGGAGCGUCUCGGCUACAACAUGUUGGGCAUGAUCAAGAACUCGCUGUUCGGAAGCGUAGAGACGUGGCCUUGGCAGGUCCUAAGCAAAGGGGACAAGGAAGAAGUCGCCUAUGAAGAAAGGGCCUGUGAAGGCGGCAAAUUUGCCACAGUAGAAGUGACAGAUAAGCCUGUGGAUGAGGCUCUACGGGAAGCAAUGCCCAAGGUCGCAAAGUAUGCGGGGGGCACCAAUGACAAGGGAAUUGGGAUGGGGAUGACAGUCCCUAUUUCCUUUGCUGUGUUCCCCAAUGAAGAUGGCUCUCUGCAGAAGAAAUUAAAAGUCUGGUUCCGGAUUCCAAACCAAUUUCAAAGCGACCCACCAGCUCCCAGUGACAAAAGCGUUAAGAUUGAGGAACGGGAAGGCAUCACUGUCUAUUCCAUGCAGUUUGGUGGUUAUGCCAAGGAAGCAGACUACGUAGCACAAGCCACCCGUCUGCGUGCUGCCCUGGAGGGCACAGCCACCUACCGGGGGGACAUCUACUUCUGCACGGGUUAUGACCCUCCCAUGAAGCCCUACGGACGGCGCAAUGAGAUCUGGUUGUUGAAGACAUGAGUGACCCACUGAACCAAGAACUUACUGGAAGUGUGCCUCUGUCUCCUUCCUCGGGGGUAAGGAGGGGACAGUGCUUCCCAAGUUCCAGCUGCAAGUCCAACUUAACCAACUUUCCUUCAAAGUCAGUUACUGCCAAUUUUCUGAAAAAAGCAUGUUCCAUAUACUAAGUCUCUUUUCUCACGGUAGGAAAUAAUACAGCCAAGAUAUGCAGCAUACUUCUCAUUGAUUUAGAAAAUUCUGCGGUAGACCAGAAAAAUCCUGGCAGCUUUUCUCCAGGCAUCUGGGUCACUAAAAACUGAUUUUCUAAAAUUAUUGGAUUUGUAUUUUGUUAUUAAGGGGGAAAAUGUGAUUUGUGCUUGAUCUUUCAUCUGUGAUUCUUAUAAGAGCUUUGUCUUCAGAAAAACUAAAAAUAAAAGGCAUUGACUUAAA
This is a messenger RNA of Pan troglodytes (chimpanzee), 1656 nucleotides long. RefSeq names its product heme binding protein 1 (gene HEBP1). The record is from RefSeq and is a predicted model, not a curated record. NCBI's taxonomy places the organism in Eukaryota, Metazoa, Chordata, Mammalia, Primates, Hominidae. The transcript is spliced from 4 exons. Gene Ontology annotation, molecular function: heme binding. Bases 658 to 1227 code for a protein of 189 amino acids.